GUCUCCUGGCGUGCCGGGAUUUUUCCUGCUCGGGUUCAGCAGGCUCCAAGAUGGAGACCCGAGAAGCUGAGCCGGAAGAGCCAUCCUGGCCAUGUUAAAUAUUAGCAUUCCUGGUGCUUACACAACCCACUAAAACGAUCGCACGGUUACCCACAUGCCUGGAGAGACUGGGACAGAACGAUGCUUGGUGAGAAACAGACCAGUCCCUUGGCAUUACGCACCUUCUCACGGCCUCUGUGUCUCCCAAACAGGGAUCUGAGGGACGCGCCCCGGCUCUCCGCGCAUGGUGUUCUUCCCUCGCCUUUCCUGGAGCCAUGGAGGCCGUUGACGUCCCGGUGGGCAACCUCAUUGACUUUGACUCCGAGCCGUCCAUGACGGACACCUCCGACUCCGCCCCCACGGCUCCUCUUGCCGCCAGCAGCAACGGGUUGCUGGGCCCCCUGAAGGACGGCGGGGCCCCCGUGGCGGAGGAGAGCGAUGCCACGGAGUCCGCCGACAGCGAGAACGACACGACGGACUCGCCCACCCACCACAGCUGGAACAGCCGCCGCCGCUCCUCCUCGGAGUCCUACUCGUCCAACCAGAGCACGGAGUCGGCCAAGGACGAGGCGACGGCGCAGCAGCGCGAGUUCAUCCGGCAGUAUGUGGAGAAGAUCUUCGCCGGCGGAGAGGAAUUCGACCAAGAGGAGAAGGCCAAGUUUGGGGAGCUGUGCAGCGGGGAGAACGCGAAAGGCAGGGAGUGGUUUGCCAGAUACGUGAGCGCGCAGCGCUGCAACUCCAAGUGCGUGUCGGAGCAAACCUUCUACCGCCUGGUGCAGUCCUUCGCGGUGGUCCUGUUCGAGUGUUACCAGAUGGACGAUUUCAGCCCCGCCAAGAACCUGAUGACCAUGUGCUUCACUUUCUACUACAUUGGCAGGCCCCUGGCGCUGCCCUUAGAGGCCAAGGAGAAGGCCACCGGAAGCAUCGACUCCUACCUGAAGUCCGCAAACAGCUGGCUGGCCGAGAAGAAGGACAUUGCCGAACGGCUCCUGAAGAACACCUCCGCGAAGACAGAGAACAUGAAGGGCUUCUUCGGAAGCUUUGAGAGCAAACUGAAGAGUCCCACGGCCAAGAAAAAUGAGGACGCUGAGGACAAGUCAAAACAGAGAAUCCAGAAGUCAGUCUCCUUGUACAGUCCAGAGGAGGAGGAAGAAAAAUCGGGGGAGAAGAUUUAUCUGUAUAUGCACCUGAAACAGCAGCCCAUUUGGCACACCUUGAGGUUUUGGAAUGCCGCGUUCUUCGACGCAGUCCAUUGUGAGCGGCGGAAACGGUCCCCCACCACCAGCGGGAAUACUGGAGAGGAAGAAGAAACAAGGGAAAAAUGGUGCCACAUGACCCAAGAGGAAAGAGACGACAGUCUUCGGUUUAAUGAGAAUAUAACCUUUGGGCAGCUGGGCACUUUCACCCAUAACAUGCUGGCCUUCGGGCUGAACAAGAAGCUUUGCAAUGACUUCUUGAAGAAGCAAGCGGUGAUCGGCAACCUGGACGAAGAGCAGUACAAGCUGCUUAGCACCCACAUUGAGCAGAUGGCUGCUGAGUAGCGCCCGGCCCUCCUGCUGCAACCAGGAAAUCCGGAGAGGAAGCCGGCACAGUGAAAAGUGUACAAAACCCCGCCUGACACUACCUGAAGCCCAGGAGGGGCUUAAAAAGAACUCCCCGCCAGACCCACAGACCCCCGAUCAACCUGCAUGCUCAUCGGAUGACACAGAACUCUGCUGUGCAGCCCGUAGCUACCAGAGCCCCUCCAGCCAAAAGACCCCCACCCUCUUCUGCCCCCCUUGCGCCUUUUCCCACGAACGGACGAGCUGCAGGGACCCUCUGUCUGUUGGGCGGAAACGGAGUCCUCCAGCUGGAAGGAUCCGGAGGGGGCCCGUCUGUCUGUCUCCCCAGGCAUUGCCGCCACACAUUUUUCGCAACAGCUGCCAAGCUCCACAGCCUCAAAGGAGGCGCACCCACAGGAUGCAGGACAGGAGAACGGGGAAGCGCUGCCAGAACGGUUGCCAGCAUUACUCUGGAGAGCCACUGAUGCAGGAGGAAGGAGGGCUUCUGUAGGCGGAAGGACCUGAUGCACAUUUUCCUUGUGGGGAAGGAAAUAUAUUUUGUAGGCUGGCAGGAACGGGGCCGCGGAGCCGGCGUGUCUUUGGAGACUGGCGAGCCAACAGCAGCUGCUGAGGCCCAGCUGCAGAACAUCCCGCAGCCGUUUGGCCGAGUCCUUUCCAUCUGCAGAAGGUUCUGACGCAGCCAGAAAACGCUUGCCUGGUGCUGCUCUCUUGUGUGCUACAGAGAUGGGCUCCGAGAAAGCUCUCAGGAGAGGCGCUUGCCACUUUUGGAAGGGUCCUGUUUUCCCACGUGGUCCGGGGAAGAAAGAUCCUGGAGGAACCCAUGAGAACGUUGUCGCAUCUCGUUUCUCUGCUGCGUGUGCCAAUAGUUUGGAGCUUUUGCAGUGCCCGAGGCAAAAUCUGCAGCGAGUUGCUUGGGCGGUGCAGCUUCUCAAGUUUGGGAAAGACUGGAGCAGCAGUCUGUCGUCCUGGUGCUGUCACCGAAAUGUGCUUUGGCUUGUGCCAGCUGGAGAAGGUUGCUCUGUGUGUUCUCCUGUGCAGAAGUUCACGUAGCCAUUAAAACGAAAGCAAAACCCCUCUGGCCAUGUCUUUGGACGAGUCUGACCGACAGGGUGGCGCUAUUCUCCUUGCCUCCUGCCACAACACCCCUUGCAAAGGUGCUCCAGGGCACUGCAUCCUUAAUGCUCGUCUGAGGACUCGGUGAUGUGCUGAGUGUAUUUUUAUUUAUUUAUUUGAAGCAUUUAUUUGCCGUCCUUUACAACAACAUCUCAGGACGGCUUGCAACAAUAAAAGCUAAGAACGAUAAAAACAAUCGAUAGAUAGUAACAAUAAAUAGGAAUAAUAAAUAGUAAGGCAAAAUACAAUCAGAUAAAAUUAAAUAAAAAAAAAGCAACUGUUAACUUUUAAAUCCACUAAUUCUAAAACAGCGUUCAAAUAAAAAGGUUUUCACCUGGCGCUGAGAAGAAAAGCUCAGUGCCAGGUGAACCUCUCUGGGAGCGCAUUCUUCUGACACACUGGAAGAUCCAGCAGGAGACGCCGAGGCCCUGAAGGGCUUGGGCAGAGACCCCAAACUUACAGGGGCGCCUCACCCUGCGGAAGCAUGGCUUGGUUGACUGAAGCCGGUUUCUGGUCCAGUGCAGGGAUCAUUCAGCCCGCAUCUUGCUUGCUUGCUUGCAGCACCUCUGGCAGCUUUGCCCCAGCCUCUUGCCCGCCAGAUGUGUGGAAGAGUGGGCCAGCACAUCUGGAAGGCCUGAGGCUAGCUAGACUGCACCUUCUGUCUGCUUGCAGGCCGUUUCAUGCCCCUGCAGUUUUCUCUGUGGCCAGUAGAGGGCGCCAAGAGAGCAGGUUUGGGGAGCAGGUGACCUCUAUCUUUGCAGGUGAAGGAUUCGCAGGUGCUUCAUUCUUGCUCUGUUUGGAGCCCAACCCCCCUCCCUGCCCCCCCCCCCGGGCUGGGAAGGCGCCCCACGUGAGCUGCCCUUGUUAGCAAGGGCCGCUGCAAGGAAAACUCGGGCAUCUGCAUAUGGCUUGGAGGGCUGCGCAGAUGCAGUGCUGUUCAAGGCACCAGCUGCCCCAUAUUUGACCAAGGAAGCGAAAUCUUGCUCUCGGAAACAUGCAGGGUCCUUUCUGGAUCUUCUUCCCUUGAGAAGCCACUGGGGGAGAGAAUGAGAGGAGCUGCAAAGUCGGCAAUCCCAAGGGCGACCUGAGCAACUGCAGCGCUGCAUUUCGGCUGCCCUCCCAAGUUCCAGUGUGUGGCCUGGAAGCCAGCUGCUGUGAGCCAAGCCCGUGCCCUGCAGCUCAGCGGCCAGCCAGGCAUCCACUAGCCUGGUCCCCCCCCCCCCCCCCCCCCCGCCCUUCCACGCUUCCCAAGGGGCCUUUCUCUGGCCAGAUUUCUUGCUUCCCGAGGCCACUGCAGAGCCAGUUCGACUUGGGGUGGGGUGAAGGGAGAAGGAAGGAGGAUUGCAAGGUUUCCUCCCCUCCCCCCACCCCCAAAUCCUCUCUAAAGGGUUAAGGGAUGUCAGAGGAAGGGGAGCAGCCCAUAGGGGGCUGGAUCUGCAGUUUACUGAACAGCGGUCCCCAGCUUGGCACACUCCAGAGGGGCUGGACUACCAUUCCUAUCGGCUCCAGCUAGCACAGUUUCUGGGGAGGCAGGGGGAAGCUGUUGGCCGUGUUGCCUGGGAAAGUUGUGAGUUGUCGUCAGGCCCAUCUGCAGGGUUGCAGAAGGCCACAAAGGUCGCCCUUGUGCCGCUGAUGUCCUUUUAUUUAAAAAAAACCCUCUCUCGACCCGUCAGAGGCAGAAUGGGCAAGAGGGCGGUGACCGUCUACUGAAUCUGAAGCGGCUGCCUGGCUCCCCUGCACCACGUCCCUGCGCAGCGCUGCCGGUGCGUACCCCCGCGAUGCACACUCUUUGGCUAGCUGCUGCUUUUGCCGUUUCCUGGAAACUCUCCAGACCUCCUUGCAGUCUCGAAAAGAAGGGAAUGUUUGGCAAUAAUGACUCGCAUGCUCUGGGGCGUCUUUCCCGCCGUCUCUGACUUGUGACCACUUGUGCUCUAACGGGCAUUUUGGAUUGGAACAAGGCUCGCGGUCUCGGUUGUCGGGGCACAUGAAAGAAAGAGUCGGCUUCCUUCGCAGCUGCAAUAAGUCCGUGUAUUUAGCCCUGACUUUGUGACACUAGAAAUCAGCUUUCCACAAUCUUGCAUUAUUUGGCCAUAUCUUGAUAUAGCCAAUGCUGGGCGAUGUCGUGUCUGUUACUGUGCUCUGCCUCCGCAUCAGUUUUGGUUCUGUUAAAACUUUGUUCAGCAUGCAGAUGUGAAAGCUUGGGGAAAAACCUAGAGAGAUUCCCAUAAACAGUUGCGGGGAAAACUGUUUUCCCAGUUUUCCAAAAAUUAUGGGAUCUUUUUUCCUAUUUUUGAAGUUAUUCCCACUUUUUAAAAAAUUUUCUCAGUCCUUCAUAUCUCCAGAUUUAAGCUGAAAUAUACAUAUUUGGUUUAGACUGUGUAUUCCAAUUGCACAUCAUUUAUUUCUGCCUAAAGUAGGGACCACUCUUGACUUUUUAAGGUCGCUGUUCCAUUUUUGCCAUGGUGAAGAGGUAACACAAAUCUUCCACGACAGCUUUGCAUCAAUUUUGCGCACUGUUGCAAGCGUUCAAGAAGUGUGUUCCCACAGAAACCUCUGGACUGCCUUUUGAUUUGUGCGGUUGCCUUGCAGUGGGCACAAUGCCGUAAUUCCCACCACUGGGUAGGGUGGGAAUCCAUCCUUUUGGACAAUGGCCAUCCAUCUCAAGCUGCUUUCUCCCGCUUUCUCCACUGACUCCUGAAGGCCUUGGCAAACUCAAGGCAUGUUGUGCGAAACAUUUGCUGAACAAUUAUCCGUCCGGUGAAGUUUAGCAGGGCUGUAUUAAUCUCCUUCUAUGCAUAUUGUCAAGUGGCUUUUUCUACCUUAACCUCUCCAGGGCUCUUGUAAAAAUCGCAAAUGUGAAUCUUGAUCUCCUAAUUACGCUGUUGAACCUCCGUGGGGGUGGGGUGUUUGACGAAUGUGAGCCCCGUGUGACGAAGAAAAGCCAUUUCCGUUCUGAGGGGGAUGCUUAAAUAUGCAAAGAUCUGCAUGAGGCUGGGUGUUACUUGGUCCCUCUUCAAGGAGACUAAACUGGAAGACUGGCUUUUAUUUGGGAUUGCGGGGCACUGACUAACAUGGAAUUUUUCUUUGUGCUUCCAAUGAGAAGCCAUUCUGUUGUCUGGAAAUGCAACUGGGACACCUGCAUAGCCAAUCCUUUGUCCUCCCACUGUUGAGUUUUCAUCAUGUGCGACUUAAUGAACCUGCCUUAUCUUUUUCGUGCCUCUUCCCCCUCCCUCUGGGUCUCUUCUGACACUAGAAAUACCGAGUUGUGAAGAACCUUUCCUUUCUUCCGGAAAUAUCUCUGGAUUCCCAUAUGAUGCUGUUGUAAGCCAAAUGGUUCCAGUGUAUUCUCUCGUAUAACAGCUAACUGGGUUUCAUGGCAUUUCAAACUGCUCUAUUUCUGUUUAUAUAACGAGCUAUCUUUUCCCACAUUCUGUUCUUUUGGAUGUGAUGUGCUGCGACCCUCUGAUAUUUUGGGUGUGAUUGUGUGACUGCUGUGUUGUACCGAGACAGCUCAGCUUUCGUAUCUUUUGUGGAAUAUUGUUGUUUUUAACUCAUGUAUUCGAGAGCAUUUCAAGACCUGAUUUAUGAACGGAUGGGGGAAACGGAAAUAAAACGUUGUUUGUAACCCGAAGCAAA
This is a messenger RNA of Varanus komodoensis (Komodo dragon), 6350 nucleotides long. RefSeq names its product KIAA0513 ortholog. The record is from RefSeq and is a predicted model, not a curated record. The transcript has 13 exons. Bases 315 to 1580 code for a protein of 421 amino acids. NCBI's taxonomy places the organism in Eukaryota, Metazoa, Chordata, Lepidosauria, Squamata, Varanidae.